AUUUCAUCGAUUGCUACAAAAGAAAAGCAUAAGUUUAACUAGCUCAGAUUCCUUUCCUGAUCUCUUUCUAAUUAUAUAUCGAUGUUAAUCAAAAUUAGAAUAAGCAAAACCCAUCAAGCUGCUAAAUUCAAGCUAUAUUGUUCACUGUUAAAAACACAAACAUACCCAUCUAUUUUCUUCAUUCACCCUUCAAGAAACCCAUCAAACUCAAUCCAAAAUCUAUUGAUGUGGGUCUCUGGUUGGUUUUUAGAUGGAUACUUUGUUUAGGCUUGUUAGUCUUCAACAAUCUGAUCAAUCUUUCAAUAACUCUACUAGCAGAACCUCUAGCAGCUCUAGAUCCUCGAGACAAAACAACCACCAUCACUACCAGCAAGAAGACGAAGAAUGCUUCAACUUUUUCAUGGAUGAAGAAGACUUCUCUUCGUCUUCUUCUAAGCAUUAUUAUCCUUAUCACCAUCAACAACAAACGGCCGCUACUACCCCUGCUACCACCACCACUAAUAUUAGCACCCCCACUACUCAUCAUGCUGUUGAAUCCGCUGACUUCUCUUUCUCACCUUCUCGUGAGCUAAAUUUCGAAUUUUCCGGCAAGUGGGCCACUGAUAUCCUCCUGGAAACUGCUCGGGCAUUCGCCGAUAAAAACAGCGACCGUGUUCAGCAACUUAUGUGGAUGCUCAAUGAACUCGCCUCCCCUUAUGGCGACACUGAUCAAAAGCUUGCCUCCUAUUUUCUCCAAGCUUUAUUUAGCCGGAUGACGGAUUCUGGUGAGCGAUGCUACCGAACUUUAGCUUCUGCAUCGGAUAAAACUUGCUCUUUCGAGUCUACAAGGAAAAUGGUAUUGAAGUUUCAAGAGGUGAGUCCUUGGAGUACUUUUGGUCACGUAUCUUGUAAUGGUGCAAUCAUGGAAGCAUUUGAAGGUGAAACCAAAUUGCAUAUUAUUGAUAUUAGCAACACAUUUUGCACCCAGUGGCCUACUUUGCUAGAAGCCCUAGCGACCCGCAAUGAUGAGACACCUCAUCUCAGGCUAACCACCGUAAUUACUACCAAAACUGGUGGUGGGGGUGGUGGCAACGGAGGUUUAGCUGCCGUCCAGAAGGUAAUGAAAGAAAUUGGAAGCAGAAUGGAAAAAUUUGCAAGACUUAUGGGCGUUCCAUUUAAAUUCAAUGUCAUCCACCAUGCAGGUGACUUAUGUGAUCUAAACUUAGCUGAAUUGGACAUUAAAGACGAUGAAGCUCUAGCCAUCAACUGUAUAGGAUCUCUACACUCGGUUACUUCAGUUUCUAACAGCAGAGAUCAUAUCAUAUCAAGUUUUCGAAGAUUGCAGCCAAGAAUCAUCACUAUUGUCGAAGAAGAAGCUGAACUUGAUGUGGGUUCUGAUGGGUUGGAUUUCGUAAGGGGCUUUCAAGAAUGCUUGAGAUGGUUUAGGGUUUAUUUUGAAUCAUUGGAAGAGAGCUUUUCAAGAACAAGCAACGAAAGAUUGAUGCUUGAGAGGGCUGCAGGACGUGCCAUAGUUGACUUGGUGGCUCGUCAGCCGUCCGACUCAAUCGAACGGCGGGAGACAGCCACGCGCUGGUCUGCAAGGUUGCAUGCAUGUGGAUUUAACCCUGUUUUGUUCAGUGACGAGGUGUGUGACGAUGUACGCGCCCUGUUGAGGAGGUAUAUGGAAGGUUGGUCAAUGACACAGUGCAGCGACGCCGGAAUAUUCCUGUGCUGGAAGGACCAGCCGGUAGUGUGGGCUAGUGCAUGGAGGCCUUGAUUGAUAGAUGAUGGGUUUAUUAUUAUUUAAGAAAAAAAAAUCAAAGUUUUGUGGAGUGAUUGACACGUGUGAUGUGUUUUUUGGGCACGUGCAGGGGAUGUUUGUGGGGGUUGAUUUAGAUGGGAAGGGGUAGAUAUUUGCUUUGAUUUGAAUAGGAAUGAAGCUGAAGUUAAUUAAAUUUUAUUAAUCUUAAUUUGUUUACAAUUUUUUUUUUUACAUUUUAUGCAAAGAAUUGGCUCAUGGGCUUUUUAGUCACAAUAAAAAUGUAUUAUAUUUUCAUA
Molecule: messenger RNA, 2037 nt
Organism: Manihot esculenta (cassava)
Lineage: Eukaryota; Viridiplantae; Streptophyta; Magnoliopsida; Malpighiales; Euphorbiaceae
Product: protein SHORT-ROOT
Exons: 1
Coding region: 251-1756 (501 amino acids)
Biological process (GO): leaf development; asymmetric cell division; radial pattern formation
Cellular component (GO): nucleus
Molecular function (GO): DNA-binding transcription factor activity; sequence-specific DNA binding
Source: RefSeq, a predicted model, not a curated record